Thecamonas trahens ATCC 50062 is the source of this 2054-nucleotide messenger RNA. RefSeq lists its product as uncharacterized. Gene Ontology annotation, molecular function: ATP hydrolysis activity; ATP binding; long-chain fatty acid transmembrane transporter activity. Gene Ontology annotation, cellular component: peroxisomal membrane. The coding region runs from base 1 to 1962 and encodes 653 amino acids. Gene Ontology annotation, biological process: peroxisome organization; long-chain fatty acid import into peroxisome; very long-chain fatty acid catabolic process. Lineage: Eukaryota; Apusomonadida; Apusomonadidae. The record is from RefSeq and is a predicted model, not a curated record. The transcript has a single exon.
AUGGCUCUUCCGCCUGGCACAGCAUCUACACCGCUGCUCGCCACACCUAUCAACGGGAGUGGAAGCGCCACAGAGAGCCUCGGCGAGAGCAGGAGGAGCUCAAGUGGACGUGGGUCGGUGGCCAAGCUCAAUUGCUCUUUGGUGGCAUCGCUGGCAUCGCUGCUGAAACUGGCGGCAUCGACACGGACAUCGGUCUCGGUGGCUUUGAUCUUGGCUCUCCUUGCCGUCUCCAUCCUCGAGCAAGUUGCUGUUUACUAUGUCGGCCUCUUGCCUUCUCGGUUUUACUCGGUCCUCUCGUCCCAUAAUCAUGAUGCCUUUGUGGCGCUUCUCUGGCGAUCGCUUGUCCUCACCAUCAUUGUCGCCCUCCUCAACUCGCUUGCCGCCCUCCUCGCCUCGCUCAUCGCCCUGGGAACGCGAUCAGCGCUCUCAGGCAUGCUGCAAAGCCAGUACCUUGCAAGCCGUGCCUACUACGGCCUGUCGCGGCCGGCGCUGCCGCGGCUAGACGGCGUCGAGCUCGUCGGCAUCGACAACCCGGACCAGCGGCUGGUCCAGGAUGUCGACGACUUGACGACGACCCUGACCCAGGCCGUCCCGCCAUUUCUCCUUGCGCCGUUCAUCAUCGCCUUUUACACUUACGUCACCUACGAGUCGAUGGGCUGGGAGGGUCCGCUCUACAUCUACGGCUACUUUCUCGUCGCCACCAUCAUCAACAAGUUCCUGCUCUCGCCGAUCGUGGCCUUCAUCUUUGCGCAAGAGCGGCUCGAGGGAAACUACCGCUACGGCCACGCCCGAGUCCGGACCUACGCCGAGUCGAUCGCCUUUCUCUCCGGCGCUGAUGCCGAGAGCGCUGGCCUUGCCGUCUCGCUCCGCCGCCUUGUCUCCAACGCGCGCGCCAUCAUCUGGCGAGAGUUUCCGCUUGACCUCUCCACUCGGUUCUUUGCUGGGCUCGGCGGUAUUCUCUCGUACCUCAUUGUCUCCAUCCCGAUCUUUCACGGUCGCUACGAGCACAAGUCGCCCGGCGAGACCGCCGAAAUCAUCUCCAAAACCUCGUUCUACGCCAUCUACCUCAUCUACUCGUUCACGCAGCUCCUGGAACUGUCCAAGCAGCUCACCCUCGCCGCCGGCCUCACCGCACGUCUUGCCACCCUCCGCACCGCGCUCGACGACGCCAGCGCACCCGAGCCGGAUGCAGGCAUCCUUAUCGACGCCGACUCGGACAUGCUUGACCUUGACUGCGUCACUGUCUGCACCCCGACCGGUCGCGUUCUCCUGCAGGACGUGAGUGUGUCUGUUCCGCGUGGCGGCCUCCUCAUCCGCGGUCCGUCCGGCUGCGGCAAGUCGUCGCUUCUACGCGCCAUCGCUGGCCUCUGGCCGUUUGCCGGCACCAUCACUCGCCCGUCCGAGCACCUCGCCUUUGUCCCACAGGUCCCGUACCUGGGCGGCUCGCGCUCGUCGUUUGCUGCUGCGCUCGCCUACCCGGCGCCAGUUCCGUCUUCUCCCACUCGCGACGACGCGCUCGAGCUGCGCAAGGUCCUUGCCGACGUCGGCCUUGCUGAUCUACCGCGCCAGCUCGGCGUCGGCCUCUUCACUCCGCUAGACCUGCAUGCUACUCUCUCUGUCGGCGAGCAGCAGCGGCUGGCCUUUGCGCGACUGCUUUAUGCCCGCCCGCGCUGUGCGGUGCUUGAUGAGGCCACCUCUGCCCUUGACGAGCAGACCGAGGCUAGUCUGUACAACCUUCUCCAUGUCCACGGCAUCCGCUUCGUCUCGGUUGGCCACCGCUCGACCCUUGCCCCCUUCCACGCCGCCGUCCUUGACAUUGUCCCCGCGGCCUCGACACUCUCCAGCCCGCCUCGCGCCGCGGCACCACCUCUUCCCUCGCCAGCCGCCAUCGCCCCAACACCUUUGCUCCACUCGCCCUCGCUCGAUCUCGACAAUCUCGACGAUCGUGAUGAUCUUGAAUGAAAUGCCGUCAAUGCCCCGCCCGACACAUCUUGCUGCUCCCGCUCACCACCUGUCGCCAUCGCCCACACCAGCAUGAGCGCCACCUCUUCCGC